Anolis sagrei ordinatus is the source of this 2139-nucleotide messenger RNA. RefSeq names its product protein-glutamine gamma-glutamyltransferase 2-like. Gene Ontology annotation, molecular function: protein-glutamine gamma-glutamyltransferase activity. NCBI's taxonomy places the organism in Eukaryota, Metazoa, Chordata, Lepidosauria, Squamata, Anolidae. Gene Ontology annotation, cellular component: mitochondrion. The record is from RefSeq and is a predicted model, not a curated record. Gene Ontology annotation, biological process: peptide cross-linking.
UCAGCAGAUAGAAGAAGCCACAGAAGGCCAAGCAGAACAGAAAGGACUUGGAUCAAUCCAGUGAACAACAGGAUGACUACAGCACUGCUCUUGGCGAAUUGGGACCUGCAAUGUGAACGCAACAACAAGGACCACCGGACCUCCGACGCCGGUUCCCAGCGUCUCCUUGUGCGCCGGGGCCAGUCCUUCCUUGUGACGCUGCACUUCUCCAAGAGGUCCUUCAACAAAGAGGUGGACAAGCUCACCUUCCACGUCAAGACCGGUCCUCGCCCCAUCCAGACAUCUGGGACCAGUUCUUCCUUCCCUCUCUCCUCCUCCCUGAAAAAGGCCAAAUGGAGCUCCACUGUGGAAGGCCAGGAUGGGUCCUCCCUGACCGUAGCGAUCUUCCCUCCUCCGGAUGCCAGGAUUGGCCGCUACCACCUGACCCUGGAGAUCUCCACUGAAGGUCAAGAGUUCAGCUACGACCUGGGGGAGUUCAUCCUGCUCUUCAAUCCAUGGUCCACAGAUGACACUGUCUUCAUGAAAAGCGAAGAGGCCCGGGUAGAAUAUGUCCUCACCCAACAUGGACAGAUCUACCAAGGAUCCCAGGAUUUCAUCUUUGGCUGCCCUUGGAUCUUUGGGCAGUUUGAAGAAGGGAUUGUGGACAUCUGCCUGCAGCUGCUGGACAGCAACCCCAAAUUCCUCCACAACCAGGACAAGGACUGCUCUCGCCGUAACAGCCCCGUCUACAUCAGCCGGGUGGUCAGUGCCAUGGUGAAUUGCAAUGAUGACAAAGGCAUCCUCUGGGGACGAUGGGACGACCAGUACGAUGAUGGCAUUAGUCCCCUAUCCUGGACUGGAAGUGUGGACAUCCUUCAGAGGUGGCAGAAGUCUGGAUGCCAACCGGUCUGUUAUGGGCAAUGCUGGGUCUUUGCAGCUGUGGCAUGCACAGUGCUAAGGAGCCUGGGCAUCCCCACCCGCGUGGUCAGUGCCUUCGAGUCUGCCCACGACACCAACAGCAGCUUGGCCAUAGAACGAUACAUGGACCAGAAUGGGCAGCCGAGAAGCCGGGAGUCCAUCUGGAAUUAUCACUGCUGGGUUGAAUCUUGGAUGGGACGUCCAGAUCUUGCAGCAGGAUAUGAUGGGUGGCAGGCUUUGGACCCAACUCCCCAGGAGAAAAGCGAAGGUGUUUUCUGCUGUGGCCCAGCACCCGUCAAAGCCAUUAAAGAGGGAGACCUUCAUGUCAAAUAUGAUGUCCCCUUUGUCUUCGCUGAGGUCAAUGCUGACGUGGUGAAUUAUGUGCGCCAGACUGAUAUGUCCUGGAAGAAGAUCACCCACACCAGCCUGGUGGGCAUGAAGAUCAGCACCAAGAGUGUGGGCAAGGACACCAGGAAGGACAUCACCCAUCACUACAAGUACCCUGAAGGAUCAAGGGAAGAGCGAUCCGUCUUCAAAAAGGCCCUACAUCGCAAGGACCGAGCACCAGCCGAGGGAGGACUGAAGGUCAGAAUCAAAGCCUCUGAAGGCAUCAACAAUGGCUCUGACUUCAAAGUCUUUGCUGUCCUCACCAACAACACGGCGGAGGAACACCGGUGCCACCUUAAGUUUGGCACUCAUAUCGUCAGCUACAAUGGGGUGCUGGGUCCCGAAAUCAGAUCCAAAGACCUGAAUAACAUCACGCUGGAGCCAUAUGGAGAGCGGACUGUCACUUUGCUCAUCCGCUAUGAGAAGUAUGGCCACCACUUGACUCAGGACAACAUGAUUAAGGUGAUGGCCCUCCUCACGGACCUUUAUACUCAAGAGGUGGCCCUCGGGGCCCGAAGCAUCUAUGUCAAGAACCCGGAUAUCAAAAUCAGGAUCCUGGGGGAGCCAAUGCAGAAGCGGAAGCUGGUGGCCGAACUGACGCUGACCAACCCACUGCCCACUCCUCUGACCGGUUGUGUCUUCACAGUGGAAGGGGCUGGACUCACAAGUGGACAGAAGGUCCAGGAAAUUGAGUCUCCAAUUGAUCCAGGCGAAGAAGCCAAAGUGAGAGUGGACUUCGUUCCCCGGCAAUCCGGUCUGCGGAAAUUGGUGGUGGACUUUGAAAGUGACAAGCUCAAAGGGGUGAAGGGCUACCAGGACGUCAUCAUUGCCCCGAAGCCCAAGCGGAGCUUGUAG